UCCUAGAAUGGCGUCUGCAGACCUGGGAGCUGAGCUGAGCUGCUCCAUCUGCCUGAGCACUUACACAGACCCUGUAUCCCUGAGAUGUGGGCACAUCUUCUGCCGGGACUGUAUUGUGAGGGUGCUGGAUACACAGGUGGGGGCUGGAGUCUAUUCCUGUCCGGAAUGCAGGGCAGAGUAUCAGGAGCGCCCAGCACUGGAGAAGAACAGAAAGCUGAGUAACAUUGUGGAACGUUUUCUAUGUAGUCACCCGGGACCGGAGGAGACCCAGAUCUUCUGUACUUACUGUGACUCUCCUGUGCCGGCUACUAAAACAUGUCUGCAUUGUGACGCUUCAUUUUGUGACAAACACUUGAGCAAACACAGUAAAUCUGCUGAACAUGUUUUAACUGAACCCACUGUUUCCUUUGAGAACAGAAAAUGCUCCGUACACAAGGAGAUGGUGAAAUAUUACUGCCUUGAGGACUCGGCUGCUAUGUGUACAAUUUGCUGGAUGGCUGGGGACCACCAAGGUCACCACGUGGAGCUUCUGAAUGUGGUCUUUGAGAAGAAAAAAGAGACACUUAGAUCUAUCACUGAGACCCUGAAGUCUGAGAGAGAGGAGACUGAGAGGAGAGUGCAGCGUCUGCAGGAUCACAGGAGAGAGGAAAAGGAGAAAGCCGCUGGUGUCACUGAGAGAGUCACUGAUCUGUUUAGAGACAUCAGGGAGAAGUUAGACACCCUGGAGAGGGGGGUCCUGGGUGAGAUCUCCAGACAGGAAGAGCAGAUGUCACUCUCAGUCUCUGAUCUGAUCACACAGCUGGAGACACAGAAGGAUGAGCUGUCCAGGAAGAUUAGUAGCAUUGAGGAGAUGUGUAACAUCACUGAUCCAUUAACUGUCCUGAAGCAAGAACCAGAGAGUGAUGUCAUCAGUCACAAGAGCUGUGAUGUCACCAGUGAUGUAAGAGUGGCUGGAUGUGUGGAUGAGGGAAUAAUCUCACAGAUGUUACACACGGGACUUUUACACUUUGCUAAUAUUCUGAUGGAUCUACAGACAAAGAGACAGUUCUCAGUGGUUGAGAAAUCAGACAUAUUACUGGAUAUAAAGACAGCCUGUAAUAACAUUAUUAUAUCAUUGGAUCGCAGAUCUGCAUCUUAUAAUGAAGUAUAUCAGCAGAGACCAGCUACACCAGAGAGGUUUUUUGUCCAGCAAGUAUUAAGUUCCUGUAGCUUCUCAUCUGGGAGACAUUACUGGGAAGUGGAUGUGAGUGCAGCAGAUAAAUGGCUGAUAGGGGUGGCCGGUCACAGUAUGGAUAGAAAGAUAAAGAGUAAGGAAUCUUUCAUUGGAUGUAAUGACAAGUCAUGGAGCCUGUGCUGUAUUGACAAUCUUGCAGCACGUCAUAACAAUGUACAUUACAAAAUAGGAGAACUAGAUCCAGUUUCUCCUGUGCAGACAGUGGGGGUAUACCUGGACUAUGAGGCCGGGCGUCUGUCCUUCUAUCAGCUGUGUGACCCCAUCAGACACUUACACACCUUCUCCGCCACCUUCACUGAGCCCCUAUAUGCUGCUUUCUAUGUGCAUAACAAAUGCUGCAUAAAAAUCAUUAAGUAAAUAGUGUAACAAGUAAAUUCUUUGCAAGAAAUCAUAAAAUAUAUUAAUUUACUGUGGGAAAUUAUUUUAAUGACUUAAUACUACUUAUGCAUAUUCUUUGGAUAUUUUUUUUUUUAGAUUGACAACUAUCAUGAACAUAAUAAUAAGAACAGACCAAAGACUAUUGCAGACUUUAGAGCUAUAUGUUGCAUAAUUAAUAUGUGUUCAUCAAAAAGUAACUUCCUUCCAAAAUGUUUGGGCUGAUUAAGUGAUAAUAACAUACAAAGUUCCCCAUAACUGGGGUGCAGAGUUCCCCUGAUCUGCAGAUUCCAGAGGUCAGUGAUCUGGUGCUGGUCUGUUCCCUGAUACUAAGGAGGGUCUGUGCCAGGCAGACAGUGCUGGUGGUGGUGAUGCCACUCUCUGUAGGUCUUCUCAUUCAUGAAGAUCUCAGGAGAGGAGCAUAAAGACCAUUCUUAUCUGUGUUUGGAACAGGCCUUGUUAGCGGUAGUGAUGGCCAUCGUUGGGUUAUCGAUUGAUGGUCACCAUCAAUCGUACCAUUGAUGGAUAACCUUGAUGGUGUGAAACAUUCUGCAAGGAAACCAUCGAUGGUUUUACCCAUCAAUGGGCACCUCUGCUAUAGUAUACACGAGCCAGCGGGCCAAUCAGAGCCUGGGGUGGCGCUUCAUGAGAGCAUUGGGGGGAGGAGCUAAGCUCCAAGCCCCUUACCUUUAAGAAGAAACAAAAAAUAGUUGUUUCUUUAUCAUUGAUGGUGGGAAACCAUCAGGAUACAAGCUGGGAAUUUUACAUUUGUUGCUACAGGAAAGUUAUCAUACUGUCACUGAUACUGGCAUACUGGCAUCAUACAUAUGGCCCUAGCUUCAUCUGUGCGGUGUGUCUGAGUGCUGUUUAUGUGCCUGGCUUCUCUCUCUCUCUCUCUCUCUCUCUCGUUAAAAAUCACUUUUCUCUAAUAUUCACAAUACUUAAGUAUCGUGUGUAUGUAUGAAAAGUUUUCACUAUUUUUUCCCGUGAUUAUUUCUGCAAAACUCUUCUAUGCGUUUUUGUUUAUAUUUUUUGUUUUGUU
Molecule: messenger RNA, 2651 nt
Organism: Pseudophryne corroboree (corroboree frog)
Lineage: Eukaryota; Metazoa; Chordata; Amphibia; Anura; Myobatrachidae
Product: tripartite motif-containing protein 75-like
Exons: 1
Coding region: 8-1591 (527 amino acids)
Molecular function (GO): zinc ion binding; protein binding
Source: RefSeq, a predicted model, not a curated record